Molecule: messenger RNA, 435 nt
Organism: Akanthomyces muscarius
Lineage: Eukaryota; Fungi; Ascomycota; Sordariomycetes; Hypocreales; Cordycipitaceae
Exons: 3
Coding region: 1-435 (144 amino acids)
Biological process (GO): mRNA splicing, via spliceosome; nuclear-transcribed mRNA catabolic process
Cellular component (GO): U6 snRNP; catalytic step 2 spliceosome; Lsm1-7-Pat1 complex
Molecular function (GO): RNA binding
Source: RefSeq, a predicted model, not a curated record
AUGUCGGAUAGACCUGCGCACCGAGGCGGUCGCGGAGGUGGUCGCGGCGACGGCGGCCAUCACCGCGGUGGAGGCAGAGGAGGCUCUCGUGGCGGCGGUGGUGACCGCGGCGGACAUCGCGGCGGCCAUGGCGGUGAUGGCGGGGAGAAGCCCAAGAAGGAGAACAUCCUGGACCUCACCAAGUAUAUGGACAAGCAAAUCACUGUCAAAUUCAACGGCGGCCGAGAAGUCAUGGGCACGCUAAAGGGCUACGACGCGCUGAUGAACCUUGUCCUCGACGACGUGCAAGAAACAGUUCGCGACGAAGAAGGCAACGAAUCCACGAGACCCCUCGGCCUGGUCGUCGCCCGCGGCACCCUCCUCGUCCUCGUCUCUCCCGUCGACGGCAGCGAGCAGAUCGCCAACCCGUUUGUCCAGCCCGACGACGACGAAUGA